This is a messenger RNA of Entelurus aequoreus (snake pipefish), 2216 nucleotides long. RefSeq names its product zinc finger protein 16 like (gene znf16l). The transcript is spliced from 3 exons. Gene Ontology annotation, molecular function: RNA polymerase II cis-regulatory region sequence-specific DNA binding; DNA-binding transcription factor activity. The coding region runs from base 130 to 1725 and encodes 531 amino acids. The record is from RefSeq and is a predicted model, not a curated record. Gene Ontology annotation, biological process: regulation of transcription by RNA polymerase II. NCBI's taxonomy places the organism in Eukaryota, Metazoa, Chordata, Actinopteri, Syngnathiformes, Syngnathidae.
UUUUGAAGUUCAGUACCUGAUGUGAUCACCCACGCUAACUUUGCUAGCAACCCUGGAGCAUCAGGAUAACAUUAGCUUGCUAGCUUAAAACUCUGCUGUCAACAGACGAUUAUUCGCGUUAAAUCAUCGAUGAGUCGCAAAAGAAACCCCAGUUUCUCGGACACUAACCUGUCCCCACGGCUCCAGGGUGCUUUCAUGGAGCAUACCGGGUUGACAGACGGCGAUUUCCUGGCCGUGGAGCCCGACGAGGAGUUGCUGUGUUCGGUCAGCGACAUCAGCGAGCACCUGGGCAGGAACAUCAGCGUGGUGCUGGAGACUGCGCUCGCCGAGAUCCGCCAAAUGGUCAGCAUUAGGAUAAGGGUGCUCAAAAUGGAGCUGCGGGAGAAAACGGAGGAGAUCGCGGUGUUAAAGGCGAGGCUGAGCGGCGUGCACAGGGACAGCAAGGAGCUCGGAGGAGCGGGUGUGGAGGCGGAGGCUGCUGCCUGUAAGAGGUCCGAGGCGCCUUCCAAGCUGCCUAACGCCGACCCCAAGAGAGCCAAGUCCGCCCUGCCAGGGGUGAAGAAAGAAAACAUUGACGCCAUUUGUGACUACCUGAUGAAGGACAAGAACUCCAGAGGGGGCGCAGAGAUGGACGGGGAGCAGAGCGGUCAAGAAAGCGAUGACAGGGGGGCUCGCUCGGAGGAAGAGCCGCAGCCCCUCAACCUGUGGCCGGACAGCGCGCUGGCUGCCUCCGGGCCUGGGCACGCAGACUCCAGUGCGGAGGACAUCUUCAACAUGCUGCCCACUAGCAGCAAGCGCAUUUAUGACUACGAGUGGAUGGCUCCCAUGGAGUACUCCGCUGACAUGAAAGUAAUAAAGCAGCCUGCGUGUGAGAAUACUUCAGCUGACAGAACCGAGGUAGAAGAGGACAAUGAAGGCUCAUCGAGACUAGAACAGACGGUGGCCCGCUUCUCACACGUUCCGCCAGCUGAUUUCUCCAUUGUGGAGGCCGAGGGUGAGAAUCCCCUGCAGGGCAACAAUGACGGACCUCAGACAGGUCAGCAGUUUCCCAACCACACCUUCAUAUGUUCUCUGUGCGGAACCUUCUGCCCUGACUCAGCGUUCCUGGAGGAGCAUAUUAAACUGAUACACUCGGACACAGCAGGUGUGCAAGCCCUCCAAGCCCUGCAGAGCAUUGCCGGAGCUCCGCCCACUGCAGAGGACAGCAGCAGAGUUGGGACAGGACACGAUGAAUCUGGCAAAGGACAGACAGCGAACAUAAGGGACGCUGCGUCGGACGCCAACAAGGAGGUUAAACUCAAGGGCAGAUACGAGUGCGGGGACUGCGGACGCCAUUUUAACUACCUAGGGAACCUUCGGCAGCACCAGCGCAUCCACACGGGAGAGAAGCCCUUUGUGUGUCCAGACUGCGGGGAGAGGUUCCGUCACGCGGCCCGCUUAAAGAGCCACAGGCUGGUGCACAGCGGCGACCAGAGCCCCUUCCCUUGUCCUCAGUGUGGCAAAGGCUUCUCUGUCCUCUCCGGACUUAAGAGACAUCAGCGCGUUCACACUGGCGAGAGUCCGUAUGCCUGCCCGCAGUGUGGCCGCCGCUUUAAAGAGCUGGGUAACCUAUACACCCACCAGAGGAUACACAGCGGGGCCACGCCCUACUGCUGCCAGCAGUGUGGCCGCAGCUUUCGCCACUUGGGCACCUACAAGAGCCACCGAUGCAUGCCUGCAGAGUGACACCUGCCUUACAGAUGUGAUGUCCAAAUGCUGAUAUGAACUCUAAUUAGAGACAAUAUUAAACAUUGAUAAAUAGGCCAUGUACUAAUACGAUCAACUCACAGAACGUAAACAUUUUUGGACAAUUUAUUGACUUACCAGCAUCCUGUUUCUUUAAUAACACUACACUGUGGUGCCUCCUCUUUUUGUCUGCUGUAGGACACAUACAAUGGGAACAUAUGCAUUAAAAUCAAACACAUGAAAACAUGAGAGAAGACCAAAAUAAGUCAUAUGAAGCCUUUGGGUAUGGUAGCGCCCUCGUGUGGACUGUACAAGUAAUGCAGGCAGGUUUCCAUUCUUUGUGCUAUAUUAGUUUACAGCAGACAUGUAAUCAAGUCAUCAUCUAUUGAUAUAAGUUAUUGGAUGUUUCAUAGGCUGCUUAAAGUCUAACACAUUUUUAAAAGGUGCCAAAUAAAUUCCCAACUGAUGUCUGAUGUUAUUGAUCGAUUGUC